Molecule: messenger RNA, 8546 nt
Organism: Mus pahari (shrew mouse)
Lineage: Eukaryota; Metazoa; Chordata; Mammalia; Rodentia; Muridae
Gene: Itsn1
Product: intersectin 1
Exons: 40
Coding region: 301-5460 (1719 amino acids)
Biological process (GO): positive regulation of Rho protein signal transduction; clathrin-dependent synaptic vesicle endocytosis; intracellular signal transduction
Cellular component (GO): cytoplasm; clathrin-coated pit; intracellular vesicle
Molecular function (GO): guanyl-nucleotide exchange factor activity; protein binding; calcium ion binding
Source: RefSeq, a predicted model, not a curated record
GAGAUGAGGAGAUAGGCGGGAGUGAGGGAGCAGAGGAGCGAAGGAGGGCGAGGAGUGGAGCGGCGCGGGGAGGGCGCGCAGCUUGGUUGCUCCGUAGUACGGCGGCUCGCAAGGGAGCAUCCCGAGCGGGCUCCGGGACGGCCCGGAGGCAGGCGGGCGGGCGGGCGGGGAUGGUGUGCGCGGCUGCGGACCCUGCGUUCCUCCGCGCGGCUUGCGGGCUGCACUGAUUUGUGUGAGGGGCGGCCGCGCGCACCCGCCCGGAGAUGAGGCGUCGAUCAGCAAGGUGAACGUAGUAGAACCAUGGCUCAGUUUCCCACACCUUUCGGUGGUAGCCUGGAUGUGUGGGCCAUAACUGUGGAGGAAAGGGCCAAGCAUGACCAGCAGUUCCUUAGCCUGAAGCCGGUAUCGGGAUUCAUUACUGGUGAUCAAGCAAGGAACUUUUUUUUCCAAUCUGGGUUACCUCAGCCUGUCUUAGCACAAAUAUGGGCGCUAGCGGACAUGAAUAACGAUGGAAGGAUGGAUCAAGUGGAAUUUUCCAUAGCCAUGAAGCUCAUCAAACUGAAGCUACAAGGAUAUCAGCUACCCUCCACACUUCCCCCUGUCAUGAAACAGCAACCAGUGGCUAUUUCCAGUGCACCAGCAUUUGGUAUAGGAGGGGUUGCUAGCAUGCCGCCACUCACAGCUGUUGCUCCUGUGCCAAUGGGCUCCAUUCCAGUUGUUGGAAUGUCUCCACCCUUAGUAUCUUCAGUCCCUCCAGCAGCAGUACCUCCCCUGGCUAACGGGGCUCCUCCCGUCAUACAACCUCUGCCUGCAUUUGCGCAUCCUGCAGCCACAUUGCCAAAGAGUUCUUCCUUCAGCAGAUCUGGUCCAGGGUCACAAUUAAACACUAAGUUACAGAAGGCACAAUCUUUCGAUGUCGCCAGCGCCCCUCCAGCAGCAGAAUGGGCUGUGCCUCAGUCAUCAAGGCUGAAAUACAGGCAGUUAUUCAACAGCCACGACAAAACUAUGAGUGGACACUUAACAGGUCCCCAGGCAAGAACUAUCCUCAUGCAAUCAAGUUUACCCCAGGCUCAGCUGGCUUCAAUAUGGAACCUUUCUGACAUUGAUCAAGAUGGGAAACUCACUGCAGAAGAAUUUAUCCUAGCUAUGCACCUAAUUGAUGUUGCCAUGUCUGGUCAGCCACUGCCGCCCGUCCUGCCUCCAGAGUACAUCCCUCCUUCCUUUAGAAGAGUUCGCUCUGGCAGUGGGAUGUCAGUCAUAAGCUCUUCUUCUGUGGAUCAGAGGCUGCCCGAGGAGCCAUCGUCAGAGGAUGAGCAGCAGCUAGAGAAGAAACUGCCUGUGACAUUUGAAGAUAAGAAGCGGGAGAACUUCGAGCGAGGCAAUCUGGAGCUGGAGAAACGCAGGCAAGCUCUACUGGAGCAGCAGCGCAAAGAGCAGGAGCGGUUGGCUCAGCUGGAGCGCGCCGAGCAGGAGAGGAAAGAGCGGGAGCGCCAGGAGCAGGAGCGCAAGAGACAGCUGGAGCUGGAGAAGCAGCUGGAGAAGCAGCGGGAGCUGGAGAGGCAGCGAGAGGAGGAGAGGAGAAAGGAGAUCGAGAGGCGCGAGGCGGCAAAACGGGAACUGGAACGGCAGCGACAACUUGAAUGGGAACGGAACCGGAGACAGGAACUCCUGAAUCAGAGGAACAAGGAGCAGGAGGGCAUCGUGGUCCUGAAGGCGAGGAGGAAGACUCUGGAGUUUGAAUUAGAAGCUCUGAAUGACAAAAAGCAUCAGCUAGAAGGAAAACUUCAGGAUAUCAGGUGUCGAUUGGCAACCCAGAGGCAAGAAAUCGAGAGCACAAACAAGUCUAGAGAGCUAAGAAUUGCUGAAAUCACCCACUUACAGCAGCAGUUGCAGGAAUCUCAGCAAAUGCUUGGAAGACUUAUUCCGGAGAAACAGAUACUCAAUGACCAAUUAAAACAAGUCCAACAGAACAGUUUGCAUAGAGAUUCACUUCUUACCCUCAAAAGAGCCUUGGAAGCAAAGGAGCUGGCUCGGCAGCAGCUCCGGGAGCAGCUGGACGAGGUUGAAAGAGAGACCAGGUCAAAGCUACAGGAGAUUGAUGUUUUCAACAACCAGCUGAAGGAACUGAGAGAAAUACAUAGUAAACAGCAACUCCAGAAGCAGAGGUCCAUCGAGGCAGAGCGACUGAAGCAGAAAGAGCAGGAGAGGAAGAGCCUGGAGUUGGAGAAGCAAAGGGAAGACACUCAGAGACGAGUUCAGGAAAGGGACAAGCAUUGGCAGGAGCAUGUGCAGCAGGAGGAGCAGCCGCGCCCUCGGAAACCCCAUGAGGAGGACAGACUGAAGAGGGAGGACAGUGUCAGGAAGAAGGAGGCAGAAGAGAGAGCCAAACCGGAAAUGCAAGACAAGCAGAGUCGGCUUUUCCACCCACAUCAGGAGCCAGCCAAGCCGGCCGUCCAGGCACCCUGGUCUACCACAGAGAAAGGCCCGCUUACCAUUUCUGCACAGGAGAGUGUAAAAGUGGUAUAUUACCGAGCGCUGUACCCCUUUGAAUCCAGAAGUCACGACGAGAUCACCAUCCAGCCAGGAGAUAUAGUCAUGGUUAAAGGGGAAUGGGUGGAUGAAAGCCAGACUGGAGAGCCAGGAUGGCUUGGAGGAGAGCUGAAAGGGAAGACGGGAUGGUUCCCUGCAAACUAUGCAGAGAAGAUUCCAGAAAAUGAGGUUCCCACUCCAGCCAAACCAGUGACCGAUCUGACAUCUGCCCCUGCCCCCAAACUGGCUCUGCGUGAGACCCCUGCUCCAUUGCCAGUAACCUCUUCUGAGCCCUCCACAACCCCCAACAACUGGGCAGACUUCAGUUCCACGUGGCCCAGCAGCUCAAAUGAGAAGCCAGAAACAGACAACUGGGAUACAUGGGCGGCUCAGCCUUCUCUGACUGUACCUAGUGCUGGCCAAUUACGGCAGAGAUCAGCCUUUACACCAGCCACAGCCACUGGUUCCUCCCCAUCUCCCGUCCUGGGCCAGGGUGAAAAGGUGGAAGGGCUACAAGCGCAAGCCCUGUAUCCCUGGAGAGCCAAAAAAGACAACCACUUAAAUUUUAACAAAAGUGACGUCAUCACCGUUCUGGAACAGCAAGACAUGUGGUGGUUUGGAGAAGUCCAAGGUCAGAAGGGUUGGUUCCCCAAGUCUUACGUGAAACUCAUUUCAGGGCCCGUAAGGAAACCCACAAGCAUCGAUACUGGCCCUACUGAAAGUCCUGCUAGUCUAAAGAGAGUGGCUUCCCCGGCUGCCAAGCCAGCCAUUCCCGGAGAAGAGUUUAUUGCCAUGUACACAUACGAGAGUUCUGAGCAAGGAGAUUUAACCUUUCAGCAAGGGGAUGUGAUUGUGGUUACCAAGAAAGAUGGUGACUGGUGGACGGGAACGGUGGGCGACAAGUCCGGAGUCUUCCCUUCUAACUAUGUGAGGCUUAAAGAUUCAGAGGGCUCUGGAACUGCUGGGAAAACAGGGAGUUUAGGAAAAAAACCUGAAAUCGCCCAGGUUAUUGCUUCCUAUGCUGCUACUGGUCCCGAACAACUCACCCUGGCUCCUGGGCAGCUGAUUCUGAUCCGGAAAAAGAACCCAGGUGGAUGGUGGGAAGGAGAACUGCAAGCUCGAGGGAAAAAGCGCCAGAUAGGGUGGUUCCCAGCAAAUUAUGUCAAACUUCUAAGCCCCGGGACAAGCAAAAUCACCCCAACUGAGCUACCCAAGACCGCAGUGCAGCCAGCAGUGUGCCAGGUGAUUGGGAUGUAUGAUUACACCGCCCAGAACGAUGACGAGCUGGCCUUCAGCAAAGGCCAGGUCAUCAACGUCCUCAACAAGGAGGACCCGGACUGGUGGAAAGGAGAAGUCAGUGGGCAGGUCGGGCUCUUCCCAUCCAAUUAUGUGAAGCUGACCACAGACAUGGACCCCAGCCAGCAAUGGUGCUCAGACCUACAUCUCUUAGAUAUGUUGACCCCGACUGAGAGGAAGCGGCAAGGCUACAUCCAUGAACUCAUUGUCACAGAAGAGAACUAUGUGAACGACCUGCAGCUGGUCACGGAGAUCUUUCAGAAACCCCUGACGGAGUCUGAGCUGCUGACAGAAAAAGAGGUUGCUAUGAUUUUUGUUAACUGGAAGGAGCUGAUUAUGUGUAAUAUCAAACUGCUGAAAGCGCUGAGAGUCCGCAAGAAGAUGUCUGGGGAGAAGAUGCCGGUGAAGAUGAUCGGUGACAUCCUGAGUGCCCAGCUGCCCCACAUGCAGCCUUACAUCCGCUUCUGCAGCUGCCAGCUCAAUGGGGCCGCCCUCAUCCAGCAGAAGACCGAUGAGGCUCCAGACUUCAAGGAGUUCGUCAAAAGACUGGCAAUGGACCCUCGGUGCAAAGGAAUGCCGCUGUCCAGCUUUAUACUGAAACCUAUGCAGCGUGUCACAAGAUACCCGCUGAUCAUUAAAAACAUCCUGGAAAACACUCCUGAGAACCACCCUGACCACAGCCACCUGAAGCACGCCCUGGAGAAGGCGGAGGAGCUGUGCUCCCAGGUGAACGAGGGAGUUCGAGAGAAGGAGAACUCAGACCGGCUGGAGUGGAUCCAAGCCCACGUGCAGUGUGAAGGCCUUUCUGAGCAACUGGUGUUCAAUUCCGUGACUAACUGCUUGGGACCACGCAAGUUUCUGCACAGCGGGAAGCUCUACAAGGCCAAGAGCAACAAAGAGCUGUAUGGCUUCCUCUUCAACGACUUCCUCCUGCUGACCCAAAUCACAAAGCCCUUAGGCUCUUCCGGCACCGACAAAGUCUUCAGCCCCAAAUCUAACCUUCAGUAUAAAAUGUACAAAACGCCCAUUUUCUUAAAUGAGGUUCUAGUAAAAUUACCCACGGACCCUUCUGGAGAUGAGCCUAUCUUCCACAUUUCCCACAUCGACCGGGUCUACACCCUCCGAGCAGAGAGCAUAAAUGAGAGGACUGCCUGGGUGCAGAAAAUCAAGGCGGCGUCUGAGCUCUACAUAGAGACGGAGAAAAAGAAGCGAGAGAAGGCGUACCUGGUCCGUUCCCAGCGGGCGACCGGUAUUGGAAGGUUGAUGGUGAACGUGGUAGAAGGCAUUGAGCUGAAGCCCUGUCGGUCACAUGGAAAGAGCAACCCGUACUGUGAGGUGACCAUGGGCUCUCAGUGCCACAUCACCAAGACAAUCCAGGACACGCUGAACCCCAAGUGGAAUUCUAACUGCCAGUUCUUCAUCAGAGACCUGGAGCAGGAGGUUCUCUGCAUCACUGUGUUUGAGAGAGACCAGUUCUCGCCUGACGAUUUUUUGGGCCGGACAGAGAUCCGAGUGGCUGACAUCAAGAAAGACCAGGGCUCCAAGGGGCCGGUUACAAAGUGUCUCCUGCUGCACGAGGUCCCCACCGGAGAGAUUGUGGUCCGCCUUGACCUGCAGUUGUUUGAUGAGCCAUAGCAGCCCUGCGAUGAUCGUAGAUGACUUCCUCCUCAAGGCCCCGGGCAGGCGUGCCGUCCGGUGUUCAGCCGCAGAGCAACGGGGACGGCAAAGACGAAGCUCCUCGAGGCUGCUAGGGGUUGUUCUUGACAAUCCUGCCCUUCCAAUCAUGUCUCAUUUUAUGAAUCCAAAUUCUCUUUUCCUUUGCCCUCCCUAUGGUCUCAUCAUGGCUUCGAGAGUCUCUGAAAUCCGUGACCUUCAACUAGGUUCCAUUGGGAGCCUGGCACCUUCCCUGGGCUGGAGGUGUGGGUCUGGUUCCUAUAAAAUAGAUUUAUAAACACAGUGACUGUAUUUUGGAGAACUGUGUAGGCCUCCUGUCUCUCACCUCUACCAGCCCUUCGUAGACUACUUGGCCUAUAAUAUCCUGUGCGUGGUGUGUUUAGUCCAAUUACGACAGAAUUCAGAGUCCAGCUCUCCCUGGGAGAUGGGGCCCUAGAUUGAAUGCUCAGCUCAAUGACUCUGGAGCAGGCACCAACUUACUUCACUCUCUGGAGAGCUGUCGCUUAGAAGACACUCAUGUGUGUUGUUAGAGCUGUACCAUUCCCCUCUAGACUUGGUUAGUGUCGGUCAGUGAAAAUGCAGUGGUAUGCUAUGGGUGAUUCCGUUCUGAUUCUGGGUGAGCAUGGAGGAUUCUCCACAAGCUCAUUAUCUGCGAGGUUCUGUCCUGAUGAGUUAGGUCCCGCUGCGGGUCACGGGGAAGGCUCGACGACCUUGGCUUGGUUAUUGUCAGAGCAUCCUCUUUGGGCUUCGAGACCCAGGAAUGUUUCAUGAGAAGUUCUGUCUGGAGACCAGCCCUGCCUGAGCCCAUCCUGUGCUUGAAAGACUGUCGUGAAAAGUGCCAACAGCAAUCCUUAGUGGUCACCCCUCCCCCAAAUCCACCAUACCACCUUAGAUGGAUGAAGUUUGAAAAAGAAUUCGAGAAGGAAUAGGUGAUGUGGAGAAAUGCUAAGAAAAUCCAUUGCUGGGCUGGGGGAAAGACCUUGGAAACCCGUGGGCCCCACACGUGGGAUGGGAAAAUGGGAGACGCUGCUGGGCGUACAACCUCUUAGUCAUAGGAGCACAUGCACUUUUUGCGGGAGUCAGAAGAGUAUGGCGAUAGGCCAAGCUUUUCGUCUGAGUUCUUCAGGCUUUCUUUCCGUUAAAUGCUAAGAGAUAGGCUGGCUAUCUAGAUAAUAACUCAAUUUGCUAGUGAGAAGGGCAGGCUGAGUCUUGGCCACUUGUUCGCGUCUCCGGUCUGUGGCUGUGGUCUGGCCUUUGCAUGUCUCUGGCCCCUGGACUCAGGCUCUCCUGUGUCGGGUGGUGGUCCUUUUUACGGUAGGUCCUCAGAUUUGAACUAGGUUUCUAGAAGUACUUUGUAAAUGGUAGUGUCUCGGUGACAGAAUAGCCACUCUGCUGAAGUCCGAAUGUUCCAUGUGACCCCAGAAGGUCCCUCUCUAUGUGUGUGUGUGUGUGUGUGUGUGUGUGUGUGUGUGGUGUUUUGAGAGAUUUCUCAAAGUGUGUAUAUGGCAAAGGACAACCGUUUACAUCUCAUACUCCCAGAAGCACUUAGUGUUUAUGUGUUGAGGAUAGUGUUGACUUUUGUAUCAAGAACAACAGACACACCUAUUUUUUGAAACAAGCCAAUAAACUCUUCAGUUAGCAGCUUUCAGCUGAACGUGAGGUAGGCUUUAACUUUGAGCAUGCAUUGGUUUACCACUUUCCCAGCAGAAAACACUGUCGAAACACUCCACGUUCACGUUUCUGUUGUUGUUAAGAAACUGUUUUAAAUGAUACCUAUAAAUAGAUCUGUGACCCACGGUCCCUCGGUUCUGGAACCUCGGGGCUUUGUUCAGUGCGUUGAUGAAGGACACGCUCUCAUGCUGUGAAACACAGGCGUUCUGUGUGCGAAUGGCCAGCGUAGGGUCGUCGUCACAACCCCUUCCCCCUUCCCGUCCCCUGCCCCUCCCCUUCCCCCUUCCAAGUUGAACAUGAAUGUGAUGUUGAACAUCAAUGUUCCUAUAGGAAGGAUGAGGCACACAUGGUGACCCCGUAGGUUCUGGGUUACCUACUCAUAGCACCCCAUGAUUGUAGCAUGUAAAUAAGGUCUGUGACUCUUUGGACACCCCUGGAUUGUCCUGAGGGGUGAUAGAGCUGGAUCGGUGUCCUUGCGUCUACGACUGUCAUUUAUUGUGACUGACUGUAUUUCUGGAUGAGCUGGGCUGACCCUAAGACCCAGCCGUGAUUCUUGGUUUCUGUUGAGAUGGAGUCCUAUUGUGACCCAUGGGUGACACACAGUCUCAGACCUUGAUUCUCUUCUCCUUCACAUCUACCCUUUUGACCAGCCAGGCUACACUCCCUACAGAUGGCAGGUCCUUGCCAACAAGGAAUCUGAGGCUCAGCUGUCUGCUUUGUAAAUGCUUGCCCAGGCUGCACCACCUGGCAUCCUGAUGCCAGCCGUUCAGACACCCCCUGAAGGCAAUCCCUCUUCUAUGGGCCACGCUGCCAGUACCUCCCACACUCUGACCUCCUCUCACUCAGGAAGGCACUUUGCUGGAGUGUGGCUGUGCUCUGACCCUCGGUCACCCCUGAGAAUAAUCCCGAGAGCUCAGAGGACAGGAGCCCCUGGCUGGGUUUCCUUCAUGGGCCACUUGAUCCAAAGGGUCAAUCCUUGUCUCUGGGGCAGCGCCCAUGUUUUGUCACCCAGCAGGUGGACGGAUAGCUUUAUCUCCUGGGACCAGAUUUGCUGUGUCCACAAGAGUUUGGAGACAUAUGUCAAUCAUUAAGGUUCAGAUCUGCCCUCGAUGGAACGGAGAGCUUUCUAGACAAGAAUCAGCAGGAAUGCUGGAGAAACUGGGCAAGGGUGCUGGGUUCAAUUUUGUAAUAUGUCUCUAUCAUUGGACAGCAAACAAGAAACCUCUCUCCCUAAAGAACCUUUCUUCCUUAUUUUCAGAAAGGACCCAACUCCAAAGUCCAAGAUGUCCUUGAACUUAGGAUCCUCCUGUCUCAACCUCCUGUGUGCUGGAAUUUCAAGUGUGUACCGCUGGGCUCAGCUGUCUUCAUUUUUAUAA